AUGCUUCUUGCCAGGCUACGAGAAAGGUACCCUUUUAUUUGAAACACCUUAUGGAAGUUGUUGGGUUCGCUGCCUUCAGAACAUCCCACACAUCUUAUAAGAUGAUCUGAAUAAAGGUUAGAAAAAGUGACAUUUCCCUCCAGCAGGACAACAAUGUCUCCCCUGUGAAAUGUUAAAAUAAAACAAUACAUUUGGGGGGACAGGUUCCUCAGGGCUCCAGGCCCUUAGAAGUGGGCCAAGCAGCCUGGCCCUAGCUUCACUACUGGGGACAAGAGAUUAUAUUAGCCCAAGUCAUUUGACAUUUCAAAAUACUCAUUUUUCAAAAACAUUUUGUCCUGCAGUACGGGAGACGGCUGUUCAUCAAACAAAAGUUCAGAGCUGCCAUGGAUACAUGUAAGUAGUUCCACACUUUUUUUUUUAAUGUAUGCUGAUUAAUUUAUGGAUUAAAUCAAAUAAAUGUUGCAGCCCUGUAAAUUAUAAAUAACAUACCAAACAACAAAAAUCACCAGUCUGUAGACCUCGGAAUGGUAAGGGCAGCAAAUGUUAAAAGUCAUCUCUCCGCAAAUUUCUGUAAGAUGGAGAGGCGGUGUAUCUAAUCGAGUCAGCCCUGCCAAAAGCCAGAGAUUGGCAUGAAAUAAUAUCCUUCUAAAUUAUAAUAGCCAACUGUUUUUAAUUUGACACACAUCCCUGCUGAAACAAAAUUCCAGAGCAUGUAAUAGCUGUCUAACUGCAUUUUUAGACCUGCAAUUCCAGACGUUAUAUUUUUCUUUCUUUGAUCUUAAAUCCUUCCUGCUAAAAAGAAAAGAAAAGAAAAGAAAAAUACCCCUCUUUUGUAGGGGAUUUUAAUGGUAUUGAAAAACGUACUUCGCUUCCAAGAAACUUCCAACCACAACAGUUACUAUAAUUAGGAAAAAGACAAAUCAAGUGUGAAAUUAAUUACAGACUUGUUUUGAAUUGACUUGUUUUGGGAGCAGUGGCGUAGCGUGGGGGGUGCAGGGGGGGCCAGCCGCACCGGGCGCAACAUCUGGGGGGGGCGCGCUCGCACUCGCAGCUCUCUGCCCCUACCUGGCUCACUCACUCUCUCUCACUGCAGUGCUGGCUGUGCGAAUCCGAUCCGAGCCGCUGGGUCGCCACCCACUGUGGAGGGGUGGGUGCCAGGCGUGCGGUGCGGAGAGAGAGCGAGGGACUAUCUGGGGGAGGGACAGUGCAGCGGCCGCCCAGCGCAGCGCUGAGCGCGGGAGAGAACCACACCAGACCAGCCCAGGCAGCAGCAAGAAGAAGCUGGCAGCGGCGGCAGGUUAGGGGUUAGGGGGCGCAAAUUACUUGCCUUGCACCGGGUUAGGGGGCGCAAAUUACUUGCCUUGCCCCGGGUGCUGACAACCGACGCUACACCGCUGUUUGGGCGUAGUAUCUCAGAGGUAGGGGAACUUUUUCAGCUAAGGGACCAUGUUUCUAAAUGGACAACCAUGGUGGGUGUGGCCAGACACACCCUAUCUCCUAUCCAGGUAAGUAAGAGGUGUUAUCAUGGUUUGAGGACACAUUUCAGACAGGUGAAAUGACAACAGGAUGUGGUCUGGAGGACACAACCUGGAUAGAGUCCCGACGGCUUGAUAGAGAGGUCAAAUGUUCCUUCCCCCUAUUGCAGGCGCGUCCAACUCCCAAGAGACUAUGAUCUACUCACAUUAUAAAAAUACUGGCUGUGAUCAACCCAUUGUUAUUGACAGGCAAAGUUGUUGAGCUUUUAUUAGAGGUGGCAAAGGUUUUUUUUUGGGGGGGAUCACUGAGCGUCACGUGAUCUACCGCAAUCUACAACAGACGUCCAGUGAUCUAACAGUAGAUUGUGAUCUAGCUGUUGGACAUGCCUGCCCUUCAUUGACUCCCAGUAUGUUUCUGAUGACAAUUCAAACUGUUGUUGCUGACCUUUAAAGCCCUAAACGGCCUUGGCCCAGUUUACCUGAAGGAGCAUCUCCACCCCCAUCGUUCAGCCCAGACACUGAGGUCCAGCUCUGAGGGCCUUCUGGCGGUUCCCUCAUUGUGAGAAGUGAGGUUACAGGGAAGCAGGCAGAGGGCCUUUUCGGUAGUGGCGCCCGCCCUGUGGAACACCCUCCCAUCAGAUGUCAAAGAAAUAAACAACUAUCUGACUUUUAGAAAGCAUCUGAAGGCAGCCCUGUUUAGGGAAGUUUUUAAUGUUUGAUGACUUAUCAUGCUUUUAAUAGUCUAUUGAGAGCCACUCAGAGUGGCUGGGGAAACCCAGCCAGAUGGGUGGGGUACAAAUAAUAAGCUGCUAUUAUCAUCAUCAUCAUCAUCAUCAUCAUCAUCAUCAUCAUCAUUAUUUCUCCCACCAACUUCUUUGCAACUAACCAAGCUUCACUAGAACCACCCAUGCUCAAAUGUAUGCUCCAUCUUUAGUUAUUAUUGAAUUAUACCUCUUCAGGCAGAGGCUUCCCCAGAUUCCGGAACCUGGCAUGAUCAAGGUUCCAAGAACUGUGGAAGAAUUCAUAACCUCACAAAGGUGCCACUGCCUCAGACAGCCAUGGUGGCACAGGGACUGGGGUGGAGAAGGAUCAUGGUUCAGAAAUCAAUUACCUGCUUGGCAUGCAGAAGGUGCCUGGCUAGGGAUAUCACCUGUCUGAAAAUCCAAAGAGCCACUGUUAGUCAAUGUAAAGGUAAAGGAACCCUGGACAGCUAAGUCCAGUCAAAGGUGACUAUGGGGUUGUGGCACUCAUCUCGCUUUCAGGCCGAGGGAGCCGGCGUUUGUCCACAGGGGGGUCACAUGGCCAGCAUGACUAAACCGCUUCUGGUGUAAUCUCUAACAUGCUUCGAUUAAUUUCUGCAAUGUUAUAUGAGACAAAGAUCCUGAUGAAUUUAUGAGAAGUUAAAGGAUAUAUAAAUAUGCAGUCCACAAGGAAACGUAGGACCCAUACUGAGGAUGACGGAAGUCUUAACAUAUGGGGGGGGGAACAUUUUAUAACUUACAUUUUCUUUGUAUUUGAUGCAGUCUGUUGUUUCUUUUGUUUUGUUUGUGGUGAAGGGACUUAAUAUGUAAAAUAAUAAAGAUUAAAAUGCAUAAUAAUAAUAAUAAUAAUAAUAAUAAUAAUAAUCCUGUAAGGCCAAGUUUAGGGACGCGGGUGGCGCUGUGGGUUAAACCACAGAGCCUAGGACUUGCCGAUCAGAAGGUUGGCGGUUCGAAUCCCCAUGACAGGGUGAGCACCCGUUGCUCGGUCCCGGCUCCUGCCAACCUAGCAGUUCAAAAGCACGUCAAAGUGCAAGUAGAUAAAUAGGUACCGCUCCGGUGGGAAGGUAAACGGUGUUUCCGUGUGCUGCUCUGGUUCACCAGAAGCGGCUUAGUCAUGCUGGCCACAUGACCCGGAAACUGUAUGCCGGCUCCCUUGGCCAAUAAAGCAAGAUGAGCGCCGCAACCGCAGAGUUGGCCACGACUGGACCUAACGGUCAGGGGUCCCUUUACCUCUUUACUCUAAGGCCAAGUUUGCUAAGAAUCUGACCCAUGGAGCCAGAAAGAUUAUUCAUCCUUGCUUCAGCUGAACCACCAGAAGUCCCUGCUGCUGCUGUUCUCUGUUUGUGUGUGUUUUGACAAGGAGGGAACCAUGACAGGCUGCAAAUUUAGCAGGUUGAGGACCCUGUGAGAUUGCCCCUUUCCUUUCUGACAAGAGAUGCAGGGCGGGAAUUUGCCAUCUAAACCUUAGCAUGGCAAGCUGCCACCCUCAGCCAAUGCUAUCCCUGUUAUUGAUUAGUUUAAAUUCCUUGAAAAUAUGUUUGCAACCAAAUUGCUGGUGCAAUUUUAACAGUAGCUGCACGAACGGCAACCCGUCUAAUAUAGAAAUGAAGACGAUCAGCAUCUAUCUCGAUAAAACAGAAAACAUAAGCGGAAUGCAUAGAUCUUCACUUGUGGCUCCUCGGGGGAUAUCUUAACUGCUGGGCACUGCCAAAGUGGGUCAUUUUUCUUGAGAUUUACCUUGCAUAAAAAAGACUGGAGUCACUUCCUGCGUUUUCAGCCCAUAUUACUCAAUUUCUACUCACAGCACAUAAUGUUCGCUUGUCAAGAAAAAUCAUCACCAAGCAGUUCCGAGUAUGUUUAUAAGAUUCUUUUAUGGGCUGCCACUAAUGGAUGGAUGUCAUCAAGACAAACCAUUUUGGCAUAAAUUCCCUUCCCCCAAACCCCUCUGUAUUUGUGCUGUGCAAUGGUUUUUGCGGAGGUUUACAUGAGACAUUUCUAUUUUACGAGACAUAAAGAAAUUUACAUAUAUAGUGGGCUUUUCUCUCUCUUCACCCCGCCCUCCAAAAGUGCCACAUCAUUAAGGGAAAUUGCAACAGUCUAUGCCCAUUAGUUUAAAAUGGUGUGUUUGUCCUUAACAAAAGCUGGUUCUGCACAAUAUUGCAUUAUAUUGAGGUUUAUGGGCUGAUUAUUUCAGAGAUAGAAGGGAUUUUUCUUGUUGUUUUGGUAAACUCUAGAUUUUCUUUUUUCUUUUUCUAAUGAUUUUUCGCUGACCUUAAUGGGCAAGUGAGAAUUGCUUUGGAACAAAACCAUACACAUUUUUUUAAAAACAGAGUUAAAUUUUUGGGGAAUGCAACAUGCUGAUUUGACCUAAUAUAUGAUUUUGAGCCCUGCCAUCAUAUUAUUUGAGUAGCCAAUGCCCUGAAUUUUAAAAGCUGACUUCAUUCCGACUUUGAAAUUUGACCUCCUGCCUUCUGGUGUUUCAUCUUCACUGUAGGGAUCCUAAAGGACAUUAGUACUGAAGGCAUACUUUCUGACAGGUAAACUUGCUCGGUAAGCCUGAAAUAAGCCUCAUAAAAUGCAAUGUGAUAAAUCAGAGGAGCUCUUUCCACAGUUCGUAUGCUUGGCAAAUCAGUCACAAUUGUUGUUUUUGUUGUUUAGUCGUGUCUGACUCUUCGUGACCUCAUAGACCAGAGCACGCCAGGCACUCCUGUCUUCCACUGCCUCCCGCAGUUUGGUCAGACUCAUGCUGGUAACUUCGAGAACACUGCCCAACCAUCUCAUCCUCUGUCGUCCCCUUUUCCUUGUGCCCCCCAUCUUUCCCAACAUCAGGGUCUUUUCCAAGGAGUCGAGUCUUCUCAUGAGGUGGCCAAAGCUUCAGGAUCUGUCCUUCCAGUGAGCACUCAGGGCUGAUUUCCUUCAGAAUGGAUAGAUUUAAUCUUCUUGCAGUCCAUGGGACUCUCAAGAGUCUCCCCCAGCACCAAAAUUCAAAAGCAUCAAUUCUUCGGCGAUCAGCCUUCUUUAUGGUCCAGCUCUCACUUCCAUACAUCACUACUGGGAAAAUCAUAGCUUUAACUAUACGGACCUUUGUUGGCAAGGUGAUGUCUCUGCUUUUUAAGGUGCUGUCUAGGUUCCUUCUUAGUUCAGUCCUUCUGCCUCUCCGGACUCUUUCUAGAACUCGGAUGGGGAACCUGUGGUUCUUGAGAUGUUGUUGGGCCCCCCCAGCUUUCAUCAGCCCCCCACAGCUUGGCCAAUGAUCUGGGAUGAGGGCCACAGGCAAUGGCAAGCAAAGGGGAAUGGCUCAGUUAAAUGAAUGGUUGUUAGAGCUAGGUUCCCAUGUGAUCUGUGACAAACAGGCACCUGAGACAGAAGCAGUUCCACAGUAUAGGUUCUGUAUGUGCCAAAGGAUGACAAUGGAAUCACAGAAUGGCAGAGCUGGAAGGGGCCACAAGUGCCAUCUAGUCCAACCCCCUGCAAGGUAAGAAUCUUUCACCCAACGUGGGGCUCUGACCCAUGACCUUGAGAUUAAGGGGCCUCGUGCUGUACCAUCUGAGCUAUCUGUAUGAUUCUGAUUGAUAUUCCAGCUUGAUUGUAAUACAGUGGUACCUCGGGAUGUGAACAGGAUCUGUUCCGGAGCCCCGUUCACAUCCCAAAGAGAACGGAAGAUGCGACAGCGCAUUUGCGCAUGCACGGGUCACAUUUCACUGCUUCCGCGCAUGCACAUGAUGUCAUUUUGACCAUCUGUGCAUGUAUUAGUGGUGAAACCUGGAAGUAAUGUGCUCCGUUACUUCCAGGUCGCAGCGGAGUGCAACCUGAAAGCACUCAACCUGAAGCGUAUUUAUCCCGAGGUAUGACUGUACUGUAUUGGCCUGAAUACAAGCCUCACUUUUUUUCACAAAUUCCAACCAUGAAAAGUUAAACUGUGGCUUAUAUUUGUGACUUUACAGUAUGCAGCCAGAAGCGCAGGGCAAACAGCGCCAGGAGUGUGGCAAAGCAGCGCCGGCCCCAUGCGUAGUCCCCCAUCCUCUCCGCCGAGGCUGGGCGACAUCCCUCCCAGAUAGUCCCUGCUCUCUCCGCACCUUGCGCCACCCACCCCUGCAGUGAGCGGCGGCCAACGUGCCGGGCAGCCAGCACUCGAGUAGUAGUAGUGGCCCAGGCAGAGCAACGAUGCGUCUUGCCCAAUGUUGUGCCUGUUCAGCUGUCGCACCCCCCAGUAUGCAGCCAGGAGCUGUAAGGGAUGCAGUGCUUAUAUUCAUGCAUUUUUAAUAUUUUUUUCUCGUCCCCCACCCUCUAAUUUUAAAGGUAUGGCUUAUAUUCAGGUGCGGCUUAUAUUCGGGCCAAUACGGUAAUGUGAGAAUACUGUCCAAAUGAGCAAGCUCCAAAUCUCCUUAAAAAAGGUAAUAAAAAACCCAAAGGUUCCAAUGUCCAAAGAACAAUAGAAUUCAUCUCAGAAAAGAUGCUCUCCAUUGUCGUGCCUCUAAUGCACUCCGAGAUAUUGGAGAUUCCAUAAGAUAACAGAAGCUUGCAGUAGUAUGGGAAAAGUCAAGGUCACAAUCUCUCGCGGAAUCAUGCUAUACCAAAUAUGGGUGUUUGGCAUUUUGCUUUCUCAUUUGCAAACUUUCACCUUAUACUCAGGUCAGGCUGUUCAAGUGUGGCGCUUUUCUCUCAGAUUCAAUAAACACAUUCCAAUUCACGACCCCAUGGACCCUGGGCUCGAAAG
Molecule: messenger RNA, 6953 nt
Organism: Podarcis lilfordi (Lilford's wall lizard)
Lineage: Eukaryota; Metazoa; Chordata; Lepidosauria; Squamata; Lacertidae
Source: the annotation of a GenBank genome assembly